Molecule: messenger RNA, 1245 nt
Organism: Peniophora sp. CBMAI 1063
Lineage: Eukaryota; Fungi; Basidiomycota; Agaricomycetes; Russulales; Peniophoraceae
Source: the annotation of a GenBank genome assembly
AUGCCAUUGGAAGCCAUCGUCGACGCUUCCGACGUUGUCGAGAAGCCAACAUCUUGGUCCGCACGCGUACGCUCUGCUACUCAGGAGACACCUUCACAAGAUGAGGCCCACGCUGUUCGAAUUGGCUGGACUUUGACGCCCAUUUGCUCGGGCUAUACCGCGGGGGAACGGCAGCGCACGCUCCUUGAUGGCCGCCUUGGAGACCCUUCCCCGGAAGUCACCCUCUUCAGCCGCCAACACUACUAUACCGCGCUCGGAGGAGUCCAUGUACCUCUCAUCAAGUUCGCAUCGCUGCGUCAAAUGACCAAGUCGGUUCGUGAUGCACUCCUUGCUCACGCGCUUGCGUACGCGGAUGCCGACCUACUGCAUCGCGAUGUAGCACCAGGAAAUAUUCUCAUCACCGAGGACGGCGGCGUACUGAUCGACUGGCACCCGGCGAGAAUGGUCCAUACGGACGAUCAUCGCCAGCUGGGCACGGACGGGAGAGUGGGGACAUGGCCAUUCUGCUCGUACGCGCUAGAUAGCCAGGACAGGGAAGCUACGCACGGCUUGCCUGAUGACCUAGAAUCGUUUCUGUGGGUCGUGUUAUAUGUGACUGUCCGUUACCGUCCUCUUGCCCUCGACCCAACAACAUACGCAUGGAUCCUGUUCACAACAUUCGGCGUCUCCGCAUCACACGGUGCUGAUCAAGGAUCCGCGUCGCGCCGCGAAUGCGAUAAGAAGCUCGACUUCUUGCGAGGCUUCAGCAACAGCUUCAGUCGCGCGGACAUCUGGAGGACCAUCCCCUUGCCACUCCACCGCCUCCUAGCUAAGCUGCAGGACAUCUUCGCUCCGCUCUACCCCAUACGGCCCAGCAAGAUGCAUUUCUCGGACAAGGACUCAGCAGCUGCUAUCGCUGGUAUCGUACCUGAUCUUCCUGAGGAGCUCUUUAGAGGCAAGAGACUCCUGGCGCGUGAGCUGAAGCUUCUCCAGGAGCAAUGGCGAAGGGGGGAGAUUGCUGCGCCAGUCACCGCCCAGACUAGCUCUCGACGGAUCGAAGAGGACGACUACUUUCCGCCUAUUGAUUAUGCGCCAGUCCAAUCGCACGGUGUCAUUGCGUGGGCGUUUGACGUUGCAGUACUGUUGGCGGGUGAUACGGCGUGGGACGAACUGGAUGGUGGCGCAGUAGAUCAGGUCCUUGCGCGGCAGAGCGGCUUCGCGUGCGUCCAGGAUAACAUUACGAGGGCGUUCCCCGUGCAUACAUAG